AUGCUGGGGGUAGCCAGAAACGGUUCUAUUGAAAGCAAUGUGCGACCCUUGCUCUGUACCCAGGAGCCCAGAGACUCCGGAGGCUGGCGCGGGCUGCUGGGGAAGCCCUGCCAGCAGCCUCCCGCUCGCCAGGAGCAUCUCCCCAUCCGUGGUUUCCGAGACCAGCUCUGUCUCUCCGCCAUCCUCAAGUCCUCCGACAUUUUUCAGAGACAGGGAGGUAAAGAAAGAAGAAAAUACCACCCCGAGGUGCCCGUUCGGUUGGACACUGUUAAUUUCACAUUCGGUUUGCUAACAAGCAGCCGACCAAAUCGGCGGGACCUUGAGCCCCCGCGGGGUCUCCCGCCGCCGCCGCCGCCCCCCCCCCCCCCCGCGCCGGCCCUCGCUCGGAUCCCCAAGGCGCCCGGCUCUCCGCUGGGGGAACCCGACCCGAGGUUCCCGGGGCGGGCAGGACGCUCGCCCAGCGGGUCCGCAGCAACCGGAGGGCAACGAGCGCACCGUGCCGAGGCUGCAACGCGGGAUUUAACUUCUCAAACCCGCGGCGCGGCCCCCGCUUCCUCCCGCGGUCUCUGGGGCGGCCCAGAGGACCCCCCCCCGCCCCCGCGUCGGCAGACUCCCCCGCCGGCGCAUAGACAGUUGCACUCUCCGCCCCCUCUUUCCUUCCCCUCCGCACCCACCCCCUACUACCUUAAAAAAAAAAAUGCACCCAUCGGUGCAAAGCAGACAUUUUGA
Molecule: messenger RNA, 729 nt
Organism: Rangifer tarandus platyrhynchus (Svalbard reindeer)
Lineage: Eukaryota; Metazoa; Chordata; Mammalia; Artiodactyla; Cervidae
Source: the annotation of a GenBank genome assembly